This is a messenger RNA of Dentiscutata erythropus, 902 nucleotides long. NCBI's taxonomy places the organism in Eukaryota, Fungi, Glomeromycota, Glomeromycetes, Diversisporales, Gigasporaceae. The record is from the annotation of a GenBank genome assembly.
AAAUGUUUAGUAACAAGCGAUUUUCUUUUGACAAAAUCCCUGAUCUUUCUGGCAAAGUUGCAAUAGUGACAGGUGGAAAUACAGGUAUAGGAAUCAUAACAGCAAGAGAAUUAGCCCGUAAAAAUGCUCACGUAUUCGUUGCAAGUCGUAGUAAAGAUAGAGAUGAAUCAGCUGUAGAACUAAUAAAAGAAGAAACAAAAAAUGAUGCAGUUGAAUUUUUACAAUUGGAUCUACAAAGUUUAAAUUCUGUUAAGAUUGCUGCUGAAACAUUUUUGGCUAGAAAUUUACCAUUGCAUAUUCUAUGGUAUCAAGAUCAGUUUGACACUAAUCAUAUUGGCCAUUUUGUCUUCACACUCUUGCUGUUGCCAACCAUCAAAGCUUCGGCUCCAUCACGUAUUGUAAAUGUUAGCAGUGGGAUGCAUAAACUUGCACCUUCACCAGCAGGGAUAGAAUUUGAAAAGUUGAAUGAUCCAAAGGCUCUUACCUCUACUCAAAGAUACAGUCAAUCAAAACUCGCAAAUAUUUUAUUUACUCUUGGACUUAAUAAAAGACUUUCAGGAACAAAUGUUUAUUGUAAUUGUCUCCAUCCAGGUGUCGUAAGGACUGAGGCAUCGCGUGGAAUAGAAGCUGACUGGGGGGCUUGGAUAAAACCAAUUCUCUCUGUAAUUACCUUUUUCUUUUUAACACCCGAUGAUGGCGCUUUAACUCAACUUUAUUGUGCUACAAGUCCUGAAAUUGAGGAGAAAAAUCUCCGUGGAAAAUAUUUUGUACCAUUUGGUGAAGUAGAUGAACCUACUACUCUAGCUAAAGACGAAGAAUUGGCAAAAAAAUUAUGGGAUUUUUCUGAAAAUUUCGUUAAAGAAAAGUUGGGUGAUGACAUUUUUAGCAAAUGUUAUGCAUAA